AUGUGUACACACACACACACACACACACACACACACACACUUUUUAGGAUUCCAUUUUCCAGUCUCCCAGAAAAGCAGUUUCUGUGGGUGAUAGAAUGAGUCCAAGUGAUCAUCCAAGAAGACCGUUAAUUUUCACAGACCUACCAACAGCACUGAUGUAGGACGCACUAUUAACUCAAGUACUGGAAGGAUUUUUCUAUUUUCUUAGGAAGUUGUGUGAAUAUAAUAAUCUCAGUGCUUCUUUACUUCCAAAACUGGACAGCAGGUCAUAUAUCAAAAACAACAGUGUCAGCUCCUGUCCCUGCUACCAUGGAGUUUCUUGAGAGGACUUACCUUGUGAAUGAUCAAGCCACCAAGAUGUAUGCCUUCACUUCAGACAGAGAACGUGGACAGAAGCCUGUGAAUAAAGAUCAGUGUCCUGGAGACGGGCCAGAGCGUCCGGAGGCAGGAGCCAUCUAUCACUGCCACAACAGCUUCAAGGCCACAGGGAACAGGUCGAGCAAGCAAGUGCAUGCCAAGUGGAGACUCUGUGCUGCUUCAGCAAUAUGCUUCUUCUUUAUGGUGGCAGAGGUGGUGGGUGGACAUGUUGCUGGGAGUCUGGCGGUCCUCACUGAUGCUGCUCAUCUCUUAAUUGACCUGACUAGUUUCCUGCUCAGUCUCUUUUCUUUGUGGUUAUCUUCAAGGCCCCCUUCCAAGCGGCUGACAUUUGGGUGGUAUCGAGCAGAGAUCCUCGGUGCCCUGCUGUCUGUCCUUUGCAUCUGGGUGGUGACUGGUGUGCUGGUGUACCUUGCCUGUGAGCGCCUCUUGUAUCCUGAUUACCAGAUCCAAGCAGGCAUCAUGAUCACUGUUUCAGGCUGUGCAGUGGCAGCCAACAUUGUACUAACUCUGAUUUUGCACCAACGGCAUCUUGGCCACAACCACAAGGAUGCACAAGCUAAUGCCAGCGUUCGAGCGGCCUUUGUGCAUGCCCUGGGGGAUGUGUUUCAGAGCACCAGUGUGCUAAUUAGUGCUCUCAUUAUCUACUUUAAGCCCGACUACAAAAUGGCUGAUCCAGUGUGCACAUUUAUCUCUUCCGUCUUGGCUUUGGCCAGCACCGUCAUGAUCUUAAAAGACUUCUCCAUCUUACUCAUGGAAGGUGUUCCAAAGGGCCUGAGUUACAACAGUGUGAAAGAACUCCUCCUCACAGUCGAUGGCGUGAUCUCCGUGCACAAUCUACACAUCUGGUCGCUGACAGUGAACCAAGUGAUUCUCUCUGUUCAUGUUGCUACAGCUGCGAGCCAGGACAGCCAGUCUGUGCGGACAGGAAUUGCUUGCGCUCUCAGCAGUAGCUUUGAUCUGCACUCUCUUACCAUUCAGAUCGAAUCUGCGGCAGAUCAGGACCCCAGCUGCCUUCUCUGUGAAGACCCACAGGACUAGCUCGCUCACUGUCAGCUUCCAGUGUUUCCUAGGCCAUGAUAAACUGCAGCAAAGUCUCUGCAAUGCACAAUUAAGCAACCAGCAGAACAGAUUUGAGAAAAUCAUGACAAUGCACUGUGCACGCUCUUCCAUUGUGUUUGUCUCCAUCCACCAUGAAUGAGGAUGCAUGGGCUUCAUCAGCGUCUUGGAUUACAUACUUAAUCAGUAGUCGUGCUCAAUGAUAGUAUACAUAGAUUAUUCCUAACUGGGGUUGAAAUAGCAGAUGUUGGCCACCAUAGGUAAUGAAUGACUCACUUCCCUACAGUAGUGGGUACAGCUGAAUUCAGGAAUGCCUUUGUAGGGAUCCACAGCAGGAGAAACAAAUAUUUGAAGAGGAUCUCGAGGCUUGGGGAUUUGACUCUUGUGCCAUCCUCAGUGAAAUCUCCAUUAUUUGUGAAACAGUGAACCCCCCUUUUUAUCUUGCAUGUAAAUUACGCUGUGAAGGAUUGAAUUAUACUUUAAUGCUAUGUGCAAAGGGUAUGGAAAGUGGGAAAAAUUUCUGAAAUUGCUAACUUUUGAAUGUUUUCAUAAAGUAGAAUUUAAUAAUGGAAGAAAACGAGGAGAUGGCUUUUCUCCAGGUCACACACAAGGAAAUUUAGUUUAAGAAUUAAGAUAACUCUCAAAUUUUGCACACUAUUCAUGAAUCACCAUCAUUCAAUUGCUGUACUUUAUUUCCCAACAAAAUAACUUUUAGAAUGUCAACUUAUUACUAUUUUUACUAGGUAGACAGAACAUAAAAAUCAAAGAGGAUCAGUAAUUUUUAAAGUGUCAUUUAGUCACAAUUUUGAUGCUAGACUUGGGAAGAGGGCAGGGGAAGAGCUUUUUUUAUUUCUGUAACUGAAUUAUACUGGGUCAUUAAAAAGGAAACAGAACUUUAUAUAGCUCAUGGCUCUGAAGGCUGGGAGUCUGUAUGCGAGUGGCUGCUGCAUGGGAUGGUAAUGGAUGUGUGUAGAAUCCCUAGGCAGAGCAGAGCAUCAUACGAUGACAGGGACAAACAUCUUGGCUUGCUUUUCUUCUUCAUAUAAAGCCACAUUUUCACU
Rattus norvegicus (Norway rat) is the source of this 2495-nucleotide messenger RNA. Lineage: Eukaryota; Metazoa; Chordata; Mammalia; Rodentia; Muridae. The record is from RefSeq and is a predicted model, not a curated record.